Messenger RNA from Linum trigynum, 3760 nucleotides. Lineage: Eukaryota; Viridiplantae; Streptophyta; Magnoliopsida; Malpighiales; Linaceae. The record is from the annotation of a GenBank genome assembly.
GAUCACGGAAUCAGGCCGAGGCUAUUAUCCACGGAUAAUGAAGUCUAUUGAUCCUAUUCUCCACGGAUGAUAAGCCCGUUAAGCAUCGAUUGGGCCCAAUUUAUUUUCGGAUGGCAUUUUCGUAAUUUCUUGGGCGACGAAAGGCCAUUUUCUUUGGAUAUUGAAGGCUACAGAUCACAGAUUCGGCUUGAGGCUAUUCUCCAACGAUGAUCGAGUCCAUUAAGCACCGAUUUGGGCGGAUUUAUUUCAGGUUAUUUUUUGGCAGAUUCCAAAGGGGUACCACCACAUAUUUCGGGCGAUUUAUCCGAAAUGCCUUUUCUUUCUAUUCUGGAGGCUACAGAUCACGAAAUCAGGCCGAGGCUAUUGUCCAUCGAUAAUGAAGUCUAUUGAUCCUAUUCUCCUUGGAUGAUAAGCCCGUUAAGCAUCAAUUUGGGCCAAUUUAUUUUGGGAUGACAUUUUCGUAAUUUCUUGGGCGACGAAAGGCCAUUUUCUUAGGAUAUUGAAGGCUACAGAUCACGGAUUCGGCCUGAGGCUAUUCUCCAACGAUGAUUGAGUCCAUUAAGCACUGAUUUGGGCGGAUUUCUUCCUGGUCAAUUUUUGGCAGAUUCCAAAGGGGUACCAUCACAGAUUUCGGGCGAUUUAUCUGAAAUGCCAUUUUCUUUCGAUUCUGGAGGCUACAGAUCACGGAAUCAGGCCGAGGCUAUUCUCCACCGAUAAUGAAGUCUAUUGAUCCUAUUCUCCACGGAUGAUAAUCCCGUUAUGCAUCGAUUUGGACCAAUUUAAUUUCGGAUGGCAUUUUCGUAAUUUCUUGGGCGACGAAAGGCCAUAUUCUUUGGAUAUUGAAGGCUACAGAUCACGGAUUCGGCUUGAGGCUAUUCUCCAACGAUGAUUGAGUCCAUUAAGCAUAGAUUUGGGCGGAUUUAUUCCGGGUCAAUUUUUGACAGAUUCCAAAGGGGUACCAUCAUAGAUUUUGGGUAAUUUAUCCAAAAUGCCAUUUUCUUUCGAUUUUGGAGGCUACAGAUCACAGAAUCAUGCCGAGGCUAUUCUCCACCAAUAAUGACGUCUAUUGAUCCUAUUCUCCACGGAUGAUAAACCCAUUAAGCAUCGAUUGGCCAAUUUAUUUUCGCAUGGCAUUUUCAUAAUUUCUUGGGCGACGAAAGGCCAUUUUCUUUGGAUAUUGAAGUCUACCGAUCAAGGAUUUGGCAUGAGGAUAUUCUCCAACGAUGAUUGAGUCCAUUAAGCAUAGAUUUGGGCGGAUUUAUUCUGGGUCAAAUUUUGGCAGAUUCCAAGGGGGUACCCAUCACAGAUUUGGGGCGAUUUAUCCGAAAUGCAAUUUUAUUUCGAUUCUGGAGGCUACAUAUCACAGAAUCUGGCCGAGGCUAUUCUUCACCGAUAAUGAAGUCUAUUGAUCCUAUUCUCAUCGGAUAAUAAGCCCGUUAAGCAUCGAUUUGGGCCAAUUUAUUUUCGGAUGGCAUUUUUGUAAUUUCUUGGGCGACGAAAGGCCAUUUUCUUUGGAUAUUGCACGCUACAGAUCACGGAUUCGGCCUGAGGCUAUUCUCCGACGAUGAUUGAGUCCAUUAAGCACCGAUUUGGGCAGAUUUAUUCCGGGUCAAUUUUUGGCAGAUUCCAAAGGGGUACCAUCACAGAUUUCCGGCGAUUUAUCCGAAAUGCCAUUUUCUUUCGAUUAUGGAUGCUACAGAUCACGGAAUCAGGCCGAGGCUAUUCUCCACCGAUAAUGAAGUCUAUUGAUCCUAUUCUCCACGGAUGAUAAGCCCGUUAAGCAUCGAUUUUGGCCAAUUUAUUUUCGCAUGGCAUUUUCGUAAUUUCUUGGGCGACGAAAGGCCAUUUUCUUUGGAUAUUGAAGGCUACAGAUCAAGGAUUUGGCAUGAGGAUAUUCUCCAACAAUCAUUGAGUCCAUUAAGCACCGAUUUGGGCGGAUUUAUUCCGGAUCAAUUUUCGGCAGAUUCCAAAGGGGUACCAUCACAGAUUUCGGGCGAUUUAUCCGAAAUGCAACUUUCUGGAGGCUACAGACCACGGAAUCAGGCCGAGGCUAUUCUCUACCGAUAAUGAAGUCUAUUGAUCCUAUUCUCCACGGAUGAUAAGCCCAUUAAGCAUCGAUUUGGGCCAAUUUAUUUUCAGAUGGCAUUUUCGUAAUUUCUUGGGCGACGAAAGGCCAUUUUCUUUGGAUAUUGAGGGCUUCAGAUCACGGAUUCGGCCUGAGGCUAUUCUCCAACGAUGAUUGAGUCCAUUAAGCACAGAUUUUGGCGGAUUUAUUCCGGGUCAAUUUUAGGCAGAUUCCAAAGGGGUACCAUCACAGAUUUCGGGUGAUUUAUCCGAAAUGCCAUUUUCUUUCGAUUCUAGAGGCUACAUAUCACGGAAUCAGGCCGAGGCUAUUCUCCACCAAUAAUGAAGUCUAUUGAUCCUAUUCUCCACGGAUGAUAAGCCCGUUAAGCAUCGAUUUGGGCCAAUUUAUUUUCGGAUGGCAUUUUCCUAAUUUCUUGGGCGACGAAAGGCGAUUUUCUUUGGAUAUUGAAGGCUACAGAUCACGGAUUCGGCCUGAGGCUAUUCUCCAACGAUGAUUGAAUCCAUUAAGCACCGAUUUGGGCGAUUUAUAAGGGGUGUACCAUCACAGAUUUCGGGCGAUUUAUCCGAAAUGCCAUUUUCUGUCGAUUCUGAAGGCUACAGAUCAAUGAAUCAUGCCGAGGCUAUUUUCCACCAAUAAUGAAGUCUAUUGAUCCUAUUCUCCACGGAUGAUAAGCCCGUUAAGCAUCGAUUUGGGCCAAUUUAUUUUCGGAUGGCAUUUUCGUAAUUUCUUGGGUGACGAAAUGCCAUUUUCUUUGGAUAUUGAAGGCUACAGAUCACGGAUUCGGCCUGAGGCUAUUCUCCAACGAUGAUUGAAUCCAUUAAGCACCGAUUUGGGCGGAUUUAUUCCGGGUCAAUUUUUGGCAGAUUCCAAAGGGGUGUACCAUCACAGAUUUCGGGCGAUUUAUCCAAAAUGCCAUUUUCUGUCGAUUCUGAAGGCUACAGAUCAAUGAAUCAUGCCGAGGCUAUUGUCCACCAAUAAUGAAGUCUAUUGAUCCUAUUCUCCACGGAUGAUAAGCCCGUUAAGCAUCGAUUUGGGCCAAUUUAUUUUCGGAUGGCAUUUUCGUAAUUUCUUGGGUGACGAAAUGCCAUUUUCUUUGGAUAUUGAAGGCUACAGAUCACGGAUUCGGCCUGAGGCUAUUCUCCAACGAUGAUUGAGUCCAUUAAGCGCACAUUUGGGCGGAUUUAUUCCGGGUCAAUUUUUUGCAGAUUCCAAAGGGGUACCAUCACAGAUUUCGGGCGAUUUAUCCGAAUUGCCAUUUUCUUUUGAUUCUGGAGGCUACAGAUCCCGUAAUCAGGCCGAGGCUAUUCUCCACUGAUAAUGAAGUCUAUUGAUCCUAUUCUCCACGGAUGAUAAGCCCGUUAAGCAUCGAAUUGGGCCAAUUUAUUUUCGGAUGGCAUUUUCGUAAUUUUUAGGCGACGAAAGACCAUUUUCUUUGGAUAUUGAAGUCUACAGAUCACGAAUUCGGCCUAAGGCUAUUCUCCAACGAUGAUUGAGUCCAUUAAGCACAGAUUUGGGCGGAUUUAUUCCGGGUCAUUUUUGGCAGAUUCCAAAGGGGUACCAUCACAGAUUUCGGGCGAUUUAUCCGAAAUACCAUUUUCUUUCGAUUCUGGAGGCUACAGUUCCCGUAAUCAGGCCGAGGCUAUUCUCCACCGAUAAUAAAGUCUAUUGAUCCUA